Peronospora matthiolae is the source of this 2787-nucleotide messenger RNA. The record is from the annotation of a GenBank genome assembly. Lineage: Eukaryota; Oomycota; Peronosporomycetes; Peronosporales; Peronosporaceae.
AUGCUGCGUCGUGUCUCGAGUUGCCGGACGCACUGGUCCGUCCAAGAGCUCCGCUCGGUGCUGGUCCCUAAGGUCCGUUUCUCAGCAGCCCCUUCGCUCGAAGCUCUGGCCGCGCAGUCCAUGGCGACGGCGUUUCGCCAAUACGGCCACUUGGAGGCAGAGCUGGAUCCACUGCAGCUCCAGCCACGCACGGCCGUUGCCAGUCUCGCCGUUGAGAACUUCCACCCGUUGCUCGACCGGUCUCUGGUCGCGGCAGAUCUGGCUCGCGUUGUUGCGGUCUCGGCAGCCACUGGCCAGCAGCUCUACGAUGAGCUGCACCGCGUGUACUGCGGCAAAACGGGCUAUGAGUUCGAGCACUUGACGUCAAGGGAGGAGAAGACGUGGCUGGCCCGUGCCGCGGAGACUGCCACCACCACAAACGACGCGACGCCUGCCGACUUGCGCAAUGCCUACUCGAGUAUGAUGCGUGCCGACGUGUUCGAGACCUUCAUGGCCAAGAAGUUUGCGUCCUUCAAGAGGUACUCGGGCGAAGGAGCCGAGUCCAUGCUGCCAGCAGUAGAGACGGUGCUUCAAGCGUGCACGACGUCAGGCAUUUCGGACGUGGUGAUUGGCAUGCCGCACCGCGGUCGACUCGCCCUCCUCGUCGGGUCGCUCGACUACCCUGCACACAAGAUUUUCCACAAGGUGCGCGGCUACUCGGAGUUCCCCGACAACUUCCGGGGCAUUGAUGACGUUUCGUCGCACAUUGCCACGACAGUGGACAAGAAGUACGCGGGCAACAACGUGCACGUGUCACUCGUGCACAAUCCGUCGCAUCUGGAGAUAAUCAAUGCUGUGGCGGCAGGAAAAGUACGUGCCAAGAACGAUGGCGAUAGCCAUGCCAACGCGAUGGCGCUGCUGUUGCAUGGAGACGCCGCGUUUGCUGGACAAGGGUGUGUCACCGAGGCUCUGGCACUGUCGCAACUACCUGACUUCCAGACUGGCGGAUCGGUGCACAUUGUGGUGAACAACCAGGUGGGCUACACGACCACAUACCCCGACGGCCGCGGUACGCGCUAUGCCUCGGACGUCGCCAAGAGCAUUGAAGCGCCGAUUUUGCAUGUCAAUGGUGAAAGCAUUGCAGACGUCGUGCGUGCGUGUCGUGUGGCGGUGGCGUACCGUAACGAGUUUCACAAGGACAUCGUCAUCGACUUGAUCACUUUCCGUCGCCAUGGACACAACGAAGUGGACGAGCCGCGCUUUACGCAGCCCAAGAUGUACGAGCGUGUGGACCAAACGGAGCGCUUUCCAAUCAGGUUCGCCCGCGAGCUGGAAGCGGCUGGUCUCGUCUCGCGCACGAGCUUUGAAAAGAACGUGGAGCGCCUGAACGAGCACCUGGAGAGCGAGCUCAAACUCGUCACGGGCGAACGUGGCUACAUGCCCACGGAGAUCGACGCAUUCAAGGGCAAGUGGUCAGGUAUGAGGCAGCCCGACCCUGAAGAUUUGUACGUCAAUCCUGUGACUGGCGUGGAGAUCGACGAGCUGAUUCAGGUCGGGCUUGCCUCCGUAGAAUUGCCCGAGCGCAUCCGCCCUCAUGGUCGUCUGCAGCGCACGCAUAUCAAGUCGCGUCAGAAAUCCUUGACACUGCAGGACGGAGGAUCAAAGGAAGAUUUGCGUGUCGACUGGGCCACAGCUGAGGCUAUGGCCUUUGGCACGCUGAUGCAAGAAGGUCACUCGGUGCGUCUCUCCGGUCAGGACUGUCGGCGUGGCACCUUCAGUCAAAGGCAUGCUUCAUUCACCGAUCAGGACACAGAGGAGCGCUACUUUCCGCUACAGCACCACUUGCCCACGAAGUCUGAUGUUGCUGGCAAGUUGUGUGUUGCCAACAGCAACUUGUCCGAGCUUGCUGUCAUGGGUUACGAGUACGGCUACUCGGUGGAGAGCCCACGCAAUCUGGUCAUCUGGGAAGCGCAGUUUGGUGACUUCUUCAACGGUGCACAGAUCGUGAUCGAUCAGUUCUUGUCGAGCGCAGAGUCCAAGUGGAUGCGGCAAUCGGGUCUGAUGCUUUUGUUGCCGCACGGCAAUGACGGAGCUGGACCUGAUCACUCCAGCGGCCGGGUCGAGCGCUUCUUGCAGCUCGUUGACACGCCUGCACUGAUCCCGCGCUCGUCAGUCCAGGAAUCGAGCUCGGAGCCUUUUUGGAAGCAGUUCCAGCACGACACCAACAUGAUUGUGGUGAACGUGACGACACCGGCCAAUUUCUUCCACCUCGUUCGUCGCCAGCAGCAGCGCUCUUUCCGCAAGCCCGUGGUCGUCAUGGGACCAAAAAUGCUGCUCCGACUUGCAGAUGCGACGUCGCCAUUGUCGGAGAUGGGACCGGGCACCACGUUUCAGCCAGUGCUCUCGGACCCGACGAUCACGGACCCGACACAGAUCAAGACGGUGUAUUUCUGCUCGGGGAAGUUUUUCUACGAGCUCUCGAAGGAACGUCUCGCCCGCAGCAAGAGCCCCGAGCGUAUUGCACUGGUCCGUAUCGAAGAGCUCGCCCCGUUUCCACUCAAGGACGUCGCUGACGAACUCGCCAAGCUCAAGAACGCAAAGCACUUUGUCUGGGUGCAAGAAGAACCACUGAACCAAGGCGCGUGGAUGUAUGCGAAGGAUCACAUUGAGAAGGUGCUGGACAAGAAGACGCAGCACCUGGAGUACAUUGGCCGAGAGUCGCUCGCUGCUCCAGCCGUCGGAUUGGCCAAGCGCUCGCAUGAAGAGCUGGAGUUGGUGCUGACGAAAGCUUUUGGUCCGCAAAAAUAG